This is a messenger RNA of Eruca vesicaria subsp. sativa (arugula), 695 nucleotides long. NCBI's taxonomy places the organism in Eukaryota, Viridiplantae, Streptophyta, Magnoliopsida, Brassicales, Brassicaceae. The record is from the annotation of a GenBank genome assembly.
CGACAAAAAAAUUCCAAGGAGAGUGAGCUCUCUCUCUGUUACUGUACACACGGAUUUCAAGUGUCUCUCUUUACUCUCUCUUCAAGCUCUAGUUUCGAUCGUAGCUACACUAAAUUCUCAGUUCACUAUUUCUGAUGGCUGCCACGGAUGAGGACCAACGUUUUUUAAUGCCUUUCAUCUCACAUAAGUCAGCUGAAUCAUUGGCGAUUCCGUUGGGCUUCAACGAACACUUUCCAGAUACAUUGCCAAAUACUGUAGACCUCCUAGACUAUUGUGGGAGAUCUUGGACGAUUAGGAUGAAGAGAAGAGGAGAGACAUUGUUUCUAACUGUUGGUUGGGAAAAUUUUGUAAAAGAUAACGAGCUUGAAGACGGGAAGAUGAUGAACUUCAUCUAUGACUGCAACAGGACCUUUCAUGUUAUCAUAUUUGGUCAUGGCAGUGUUAGCGAGUUUAGAGUUUUUCCUCAAGUUGUAAUAGAUGUUAGUGACUAUGCAACUGGUGAAGACGAAGAUGAAGAGGAGAACAACAGUUACUGAAAUGUGUGUAUGUAUCAUCCACGUAGGGGGGAAGCAAAUGCUGCUUUUUAAGUUAGUUUAUUUACUUGAGUCUAUGUAACAAGAUGUUUAAUCUAAUGAACACCCUUUUAUCCAUGUUUAAAACGGUUUUAAACAUCGACUAAAAAACUUUUGUGUUGU